UGGCCGGAGCGCGGAGCUGCCGCGCAGCCUUGGCCGCGGAAGCGCGGAGGGGCAGAGCCCGGCGCCCCCGGCCCCCGCGGGGCGAGGAGAGCCGCCCGGAGCCGCGGAGGGAGCGGGACCCCCCGGCAGCCGCGCUCCGCGCCCGCGGCGAUGGUUUCGGCAGCGCCCCGCGGCCGCCGGCGGGCGCUGCCGGGCGGCGCGCACUGAGCGCGGAUCCCGCUCCCAGCUGUCCUGUUUUAUGGAGCUGUGGGCCAGGUCCAGCCCAGCUCCCCUUUUGCUUCCUGGCGAUGCUGCUGGUCCCGGUGGGGAGAGACCCUCGGCAGCCCCGCGGAGCCUGAGCGCCGAGGCGGCAGUGGCGACGGCCCCCCUGUGCACCCCGGCUGACUACUAUGGCCGUGUACUGCUAUGCGCUCAAUAGCUUGGUGAUGAUGAAUAGCAACAGCGAGGUGACAAGCGGCCGGAGCAAGACGCCGCCUCCUCCCGGACAAGUACUGCCCAGGGGCCCGGAGACACCCGGCAGCUGCCGCUCGCUCCCUGUCUUCAACCCGGCCCCCGUGCCGCCCCGCUCCCCGCGCUGUGGCCCCGCUUUCCUCUUUCCACCACUUGAGGAUCCCCUGCGGCAGCCAGGCAGCCCCGGGGGGCGGCGGGGCAGCCGGGGUGAAGAGGGGCAGCCAGGACCCCCCAUGGCACGGCAACUUCAACGGGAGCUGCACAACGUCCAGGUGAACCAGAAAGUGGGGCUCUUCGAGGCACACAUCCAGGCACACAGCUCUGCUGCCCAGCCGCCGCGGAGCCCCCGGCCAUCCCGGCCCCGACCCGCCAGCCCUACAGUACCAGUGGUGGGACUUGGAAUUGGACCCCGGCUGCGAGCCCAUGGGGAGAGUGAGGCCCCCGAUGCUGGUGGGGUGCAGGUUUGUCUGAGCACUGCAGAGCCCUCCGGGAGGCCAGCAAUGACAGUGGUGCCAGCUGUGGAGCUGGCAGAGAGCACCAGCCCCCUGGAGCAGUCAGGGCCUGCACCACGGCAAGGGGAGGUGGUGGUGGCCCCCGCAGAACUUAAGGGCCAGUGCCCAGCCAUUGGUGGAAGCAUCCCCGCCGUCAUUGUCACGGACCUGGGGGGCCCGGAGGAGGAGGCGGGCGCCGUGCCCCCCGGCAGCCUGCCCGUCAGGAAGCUGUCAUCGUCCUCAGCGUCUUCCACUGGCUUCUCCUCAUCCUGGGAGGAGUCCGAGGAGGACAUUUCCAGUGACCCCGAGCGCACUCUGGACCAGACCCCGGCCUUCCUGCAGACCCUGGACCAGCAGAAGCCCCGAGUGAGCAAAUCAUGGCGGAAGAUCAAGAAUAUGGUGCACUGGUCCCCGUUUGUGAUGUCUUUCAAGAAGAAGUACCCUUGGAUCCAGCUAGCGGGACACGCAGGUAGUUUCAAGGCAGCGGCCAACGGCAGGAUCCUGAAGAAGCACUGUGAAUCCGAGCAGCGCUGCCUCGACCGCCUGAUGAACGAUGUCCUGAAGCCGUAUGUUCCUGCCUACCACGGCGACGUUGUCAAGGAUGGGGAGCGAUACAACCAGAUGGAAGAUCUGCUGGCUGAAUUUGACUGCCCCUGUGUUAUGGACUGCAAAAUGGGGGUCAGAACAUACUUGGAGGAGGAGCUGAUAAAGGCCCGGAAGAAGCCUAGCCUGAGGAAGGACAUGUACCAGAAGAUGAUUGAGGUGGAUCCUGAUGCCCCUACAGAGGAGGAGAACGUGCUGCGGGCAGUAACCAAGCCCCGCUACAUGCAGUGGAGGGAGACCAUCAGCUCGACUGCCACGCUGGGCUUUAGGAUCGAGGGGAUAAAGAAAGAGGACGGCACUGUGAACCGGGACUUCAAGAAGACACGGACAAAGGAACAAGUCAUGGAGGCCUUCAGGGAGUUCACCAGAGGGAACAGGAACGUGUUGAACAGUUACCUUAACCGGUUGAAGGGUAUCCGUGCUACCCUGGAGACAUCCCCAUUCUUCAAGUGCCAUGAGGUAAUUGGGAGCUCCCUCCUCUUCAUUCACGACAAGCAGGAACAGGCCAAAGUCUGGAUGAUUGACUUUGGGAAAACCACCCCACUGCCGGAGGGACAAGUUCUCCAGCACAACGUGCCCUGGGUGGAAGGGAACAGAGAGGAUGGCUACCUCUGGGGACUGGACAACCUCAUUCAGAUCCUGACAGAGUUGUCCCAGAACGAAGACUUGCAUUAAAGCCACACGUCCAACUCUGCCACUACCCCCAGCCUGCCCCCGACUGACUCUUCUGAACUGCACUACAAGACACUUUCCAGUCCUUCCCCUUCCCAUUUGAAAGCUAUACUCUCCCUAUUUAAUGUGUUUUUGUUGUGGUUUCUUAGGUUGUCUUGGUUGGCUUUUUUUUCCCCUUCUCCUUGUAAAUAGAGAGCUAACCUGCCAGAACAAAAGCUGAACUUGAAACCUUGCCUUUGCAGAGUCAGUGGGAGCAGCCCGGAGGGGUUGCUCAGGCAAGCGCAUGCUUUGCCUGUCGCGCUUUGGUCUCUUGCGCAGCCUGAUUUUAAGAGGGCUGGCUGAGGAAGGAGCCUCUCCCUGCACUGGGAUCGGUAGCUUCAUCCUGAAAACACUCGGUGGCCAUGCCCAGGACCUUCUAGCAGCCCAGGUGUGUGAGCAAGGUGUGGAGAUGGUGAAGGACACUGGGGUGGGAUCUCGUUAGUUGUCUUUGCCAGCACCUUUCAGCCUAGGGAACCAGCUGUGCCAGGUCCUUAAGAGCUGCUAGAAGGGCAGAUUUGGGGGGUGUUGUGUUGUAGACAUCCCAUAGAGGUUGCUUAGUUAUUUUUGAGUGGCACUGAAGGGCGAGUGCUUCUCUCCUGCUGCAGAGCCUUGUAGCUGGGCACAGGUAUUUACCAUGGCCAGGUGCUUCCCACCCACAUCCCCCACACAGGGUGUCCUGGUGGGUAACACUUUGAAAUCCUCUCUAGACCCUCAGCUACCCUGCUAGCAGCUGCUUCCAGCCUACAUUAGCUAGGGUCUGCAAUCCUCCUUAGCUGGGAAAAAUCACUUAUAAAGGACUACUAUGAGACCAAAAGUAGCCAUCUGGGUUGAUCAGGUUUUUUUGCCAGCAGCCGAGCACGUGUGUAGGGGUCAUGCCACCAAUGCCCACACCUGGCCCAGGGCAACCCUCACACCUGGAGCAUCUCCAUAACUUUUAUCUUCAGCAGACAAAGGGUUACAGCAGCAAAGCAUCUCCCGGGUUAGUCACCAGGAGCUUGGCAAAGCAGAGUUGGGGUCAGGCAUGCCCAUGCCUUCCCCUUUUUUCCUCAGAGCUGGCUGACUGCCACUGCACUGGCUUCCCAGCCUGCUCAGGCUCUGUGGAUGGCCUCUGCGCUCCUGAUCCUGCAAAAACACCCAGUUCCCUGUUUAGGGCGGAGGCUAUUUUUUAACUUCCUGGAACAUUUGAACUAAGCGGCGGCAGGGCUGGCUCGCUAAAGGUCAUCCAUCGAGAGGACUGCAGGGAAGGGAGUCUGUGGGGCAAGGCAGGAGUCCCUCAAGUUGAGGACAGAAGGAGUUUGCAGUGCAGGAGGUGGUGCAGGAGCUUGACAGCCACGAAUCCCCCACCUGCUCCAUCCCCAAACCCACUGUCUCAUUUCAGAGUUCCAGAGCCCCUCUGCCAUAGGUCAGUGGGUCCGGCACCCUCAGUGGGGGAGAUCUCCCAGCAGCAAUAAGGAGGAGGAGGAGUUGGCAGCUGAGCUGUCUGCAGCUAUGCCCCAGCCUCUUCAAGGACUGAAGUUUCCUAAGGUUUUAUGGGUUCAUAUCUCACCAGACAUGGUGUCUUUUGCUCAUCGGAUGUCAUUGUAAAUGGUUGCACUGUUUUAGCUCCUUGCCAGGCUUUCUAGAAUAGCCCAUGUGGAAGUGCCUUAUAGACUUGCCUCUGUUCCAUUAGUGUCAUGGAAAAGGUUGGGGUUUUUUUAAGUUAUAUUUAUUUUCAUCCCAUUUUAAUUGCACAAAACACUAAAAUUUAAUGCAUGGAAUCCCUCUUUUUUUCUUUUUUUUUAAACUGUUUUUAGUUUUUAAACCAUCCCUUUUCCAGCUUUGGAGAAAGGGUGUGAACAGAUACGCAUAGCUAUGUACCACUUACCGCUGUACUUUAGCUUCCAGCUGCUCUUAUAUAUGUACAUUAUUUUUUAAACCUGUUUAUAAACCAGAGUUCUUGCUUUGUGGCUUCGGAAGAAGCGGAUUGUUCCUCUCAGAUGUCUUAUGCCUUCCUGGAGGCUGGAAUGGUUGAUGUGAGGGAUUCUCCCUGCUCCCACCACACCUCUCAGUCAUUGGGAAAUACAGAAGAAAAUCCAAACUGGUCUGGAACACCAACACACAGUACCUGUAAAAAAGUCCUGUAACAUUGCAAAUAAAGGCAUAUGGGAAGCAUU
Corapipo altera (White-ruffed manakin) is the source of this 4408-nucleotide messenger RNA. RefSeq names its product inositol-trisphosphate 3-kinase B (gene ITPKB). NCBI's taxonomy places the organism in Eukaryota, Metazoa, Chordata, Aves, Passeriformes, Pipridae. Gene Ontology annotation, cellular component: nucleus; cytoplasm. Gene Ontology annotation, molecular function: inositol-1,4,5-trisphosphate 3-kinase activity; inositol tetrakisphosphate kinase activity. The transcript is spliced from 8 exons. The record is from RefSeq and is a predicted model, not a curated record. The coding region runs from base 390 to 2219 and encodes 609 amino acids. Gene Ontology annotation, biological process: inositol phosphate biosynthetic process.